UAUAGUACAUAUAAAUUAUCUUACACAUUAAAUAGUGUUUUAAGUUCAACCAUGGAGGAUGAAGACUUUCUCCAACCGUCCCAGUUCUCCCGGACACAGCAACGGAGUAACUCCACAAACCGGUCACCGAUGGUGACCAGUACGAACCCCUGCCCUGGCGGGUCACAAGUCCGGCCAAGCCAGCCGAGCCAGGCCCGUCAGGGGUCGUUGCAGACUGAGCUGUCGCAGCUUCAAGAUGGACUGAGGUUCCUUACGGAGAGAUUUCAGCAGCUGUCUGGAGACAGCAGGGGCAUCAAACGCCCAGCAGAACCGAAGCCAAACAUCAAAGAAGAAUGCCAGAUCUGCCACAAACUUUAUGCCAACAAAACUACACUCUUCCGACACUACCAAGGUAUUCACAAAGAGAUGAACCCGGAGAGGUUCCACGGCUAUUCCGUUAACAACACUGUAGUUAGCCUCGAUGCGUCUUUCAGAACUAUACAAUGUCCUAUUUGUGCUUAUGUCGCUACCACACAAAGUGCUCUUGAUGCUCAUAAUAGAACUACUCAUAGCAAUGAGGUUAAUGCUAAUAUCCAUGUAGCUCCCACUCAAAAUGUAGAUGCUAAUAGAACUAAUAGCAAUUUAGUUGCAAAUAAUACAGCAGCUAACAAUGGUGUUACUAAUAACCUAGAUAACAGUAAUAUUAAAGAUAAAAUGCACAAAUGCGAAGAAUGUGCAUGUUAUUUUGAAGAGAAAAGCAAAUUUGACGAACACAUGAAAGUACAGCAUGGUUAUGAAGUUGUAUGUAAAAUUUGUAAUAAGAACCUACUUUUUAAAGAUAUUGACGAGCAUGUUAAAGAGAGUCACCCGGAUGUGUAUAGCAAAAAACGCAAAGAGAAUGUUGAAAAAAUAAUUGUUGAGAAAAUUAUGAGAAAUAAAAGAGGGAAUAGGGUUAGUGUUUUUAUUUGUACUAAAUGUGAUACUAAAAUGUAUGACAAAAAGGAAGCUGACAGGCAUGCUAGAAGCCAUAAGAAAGGGCUUAAAAUAAAAUCUUCAAGAAUCAAAGUUUCUAGUGCUCAAGAAAGCAUUCCAUUAGUUGAUUCAGAUGCUGAUAAUGUUAUACUUACGUGCACCAGUUGUGACAUUUCUACAGGUUCCUACGAUGCUGCUGUUGAGCAUUCACAAAACCACAUUACAAAUAAUACACAAUUUGUGACACAAGUCUGUGAAAUAUGCGAUUUGAAAUUUGAACCAUUAUGUUUCAAGAAACAUAUUGACUUGCAUUACAGGAACAAAGAAUUGCACAAAGAAUCAUUCAAAUACUUUAAAUACAGAUUUGAAUUUCUGUCCUUUGAAAAUUGGUUCAAUUGUUUCGAUAUGGCUGAUUCUGUUAUGAAGAAAAUGGUAUCUGAAAGCAUUUAUGCGCACACACGAUCUGUGAAAAUGAGAGUCUUGCAUGAAGGUGUAUGCAGUCUUUACAAAUGUUGUAAAUGUAACAAUUUUGUAGAACCAGCUGCAGUGCACAACCACACUGUAAACUAUGACACUUGUGUCAAAGUUAUGUGUAGCUACCCUUGCAAAGUCUGCAAAAGGACAUUCAACAAUCGAUUGGCCAGAAAUAACCAUAUAAAGAACCACAAAAGCGAAGAGGCCUAUAAAAUCGUAUUAUUUAAUCACGAAAAUGAUAAAGAAUUCAAUGAAGUACUCAAUGCUAAUAAAUUGCAAAACACUGCCAGUACCAGUAAUGGCAUAGUUUCGAAAGUACUGUAUAAAUGCCUAUGCGGCCUUUGCUUCGUAAGAAAGGAAACUGCUGAUAAACACAAAAUUAUAUGCCCAGGAAAAGAUGCCAAAAAUCCCUGCUUAAAAUGCAACUAUUUCUUCACUCGGGAAGAGUUAGUGGUGCAUGCCUUUGAGCAUCACCUGAAGGAAACACAAAUUGUUAUAGAAAAUAUUAUACCUGAAGUUAUUGUAGUAGAUUCGGAUGAGGAGAUCAUUGAGAUCGAUUCAAGUGAUGAUGAUGAUGACUCAAAAAAUGAUGGUCUAAAUAACAUUCAGAUUAGAGCUAUAAAAUCAGAUCAUGAAACAAUGGCUCAAGGUUCUAAUGAGGUCGAGGCUGACAUUCAGAGCAUGGAUACGAUACAAGGGGCUGCAGCUGAUGCAAGCGUCGGGAACGAAGAACUAGUUGUGGCUUCAGAAAGGACAAUACUUAUAGAAAAAACAGAGAUAGAUGAAACAAGUGAAGACGAAGAAAGAUCUAAUCAUACAUUUGAAGAAAUUAAUAAUGAAAUGACUGACGACGACUCUCAAGACACAAUCGCUUAUGAAACUAUAGAAUCCCGCUCUGAAGUAGUAACCCAAGCUCCCGAUACUAAUAAACAGGGUCAAUUAAAGUUAGUGGCCCCCAAUCUUUUGAUAAGCCCACUCUUUAACCCGAAUGAAAACGGGUUUUUGAAAUUAUGGAAUAUAGAUGCGUUAAGCAGAAGAAUAAACACAGAUAUCCAAAAUGUAAGAGAACACAUUGAAUCGACGACUAACAAACCAUCUGAUGUAGUUGCUAUUAAAGAGGAGAGAUCUUGGCUGUAUGAUCCUACAGAUUUUUCGCACAUUUCUAAAAGACAGUCUUUAAGGCAAGAAGUGCGUCCACGUUCUAAUGAUCUACUAAUUCAAGAAGUGGAGUCACUGUUGACAGAUGACGAAGAAACAGAAAAUAAUCCAGGUAAUGAAGAGGGACAUAAUGUAUCUAAUUCCCAAACUGUUAUAGAACAGACUAUUAAUGGAACAAAUGAUGAAGAGAUGUUAAAUGAGACAAUGAAUGGAUUGAACAAUGAACUGUUACUUGAGGUACCAAAUAUUAACAAAGGAAAUGAUAUAACACAUGAAACAUUAAACAAAACUGAUGUUGAUAAUGCAAAUGCACCAAUAGAGUCGAAUAAAAACGGUACUCAUGAAGUUAACCUAAAUAAUUCAACUAGAAUUGAAAGUGAAGAAAUAGAAAACAAUGAAGACCAAUACAGUGAUGAUGAUCUAUUUCUUCCAUCUCUACCACCAGGCAUUGAAAAUCUUGGACACAGACAAGAGCUUAACGAUAAAGAAAAUGAAAAUAAUAAAGUACUGAACGAUGAAGAAAGUAACCAAGUAAACUGUAAUGAGAUGGCAGCUAAUGACACACCUAAUGUCAUAACAGAAAACCCAACUGAGAAUGAAACCGAGACAGAACAUGCAAAUAUUAGAUCUGAGAAUGAUUCUCUAGUAACAGAUGUUAUUAAUGUUCUUAAUAAGACAGUUGACAAUAAUGAAAAGGGUAAAAAUGAAAAAUUAAAUGAUAGACCAUCUGUUUUGGAAGACACAUCAGCAAUCACUAAUGUUGACGAAACAGAUACGAAUUGUAGAUCAUCCGCUGCGAAAGAUACAUUAACAGCAAAUAAUAUUGAAAAUAUUAAUAGUAAUAUUCAACCUAUAACUGCACUUGACUCAUCAGAAAAUCAAAUAAUAGCCACAGAUAAUAUAAUAAAUAUAAAAAGGGAGUUACAAUACAUGAAUAUAAAUAUAAAAAGAGAACUUAUCGAGGAAAAUGAAAACACUGAAAAUAGCUGUGAUAAAGAUAUAGUACAAGUAAAAAGAGAGCCAAAUUAUAUUUUAGGAAACGUUUAUAAUGAUGAUAAAGUGACUGAAGUGAAUGAUGACGGUGGUAAUUGUAGUAUUGUUUAAAUUUGGUAAAAUAAGCCUGUUUUUAUUUCGACUUCUACAGCCUGGAAAAAUAGAGUACAGAUCAAUAGGGGCGCCACUGUCCAUGUAAACUGUUUUGCAUGUUGGUACAUGUGUCGCUUGUAUGAGAACAGAAAUGGUUGCUGUGAUAAAAAAAAUUGUUCCAUUUUUCUACUCUUUCUGUCAGGCUGGACUCGAAUUUGUUUUUUUUAACCCCCGACACAAAAACGACGGGGUGUUAUAAGUUUAACGUGUCUGUCGUGUGUGUGUGUCUGCCUGUCUAUUUGUCUGUCUGUCUGUCUGUG
Leguminivora glycinivorella is the source of this 3989-nucleotide messenger RNA. RefSeq lists its product as uncharacterized. The coding region runs from base 52 to 3687 and encodes 1211 amino acids. The transcript has 3 exons. Gene Ontology annotation, cellular component: nucleus. Lineage: Eukaryota; Metazoa; Arthropoda; Insecta; Lepidoptera; Tortricidae. The record is from RefSeq and is a predicted model, not a curated record.